Alosa alosa (allis shad) is the source of this 942-nucleotide messenger RNA. It is a transcript of the gene il10, whose product is annotated as interleukin 10. The record is from RefSeq and is a predicted model, not a curated record. Gene Ontology annotation, biological process: immune response. Gene Ontology annotation, cellular component: extracellular region. The transcript is spliced from 5 exons. Lineage: Eukaryota; Metazoa; Chordata; Actinopteri; Clupeiformes; Clupeidae. Gene Ontology annotation, molecular function: cytokine activity. Bases 57 to 602 code for a protein of 181 amino acids.
CAAGCAGAAUUAAGAGAUCUUCAACAACGCACCUGAAGACAAGACAAACUUCUACAAUGUUGAGCACAAACCUAGCCCUUGGCUCUCUUCUGCUGCUCGUGCUCUGUGGUUCUACGGUUAGUAGGAGGGCGGACUGCACGGACAGAUGCUGUCUUUUUGUGGAGAACGUUCCGGUUAAAUUAAAGAGCCUUCGAGCAUCAUUUCAAGGGAUCAAAUCAUAUUAUGAAGACAAUGAUGAUCUGAAUUCCGUGCUACUGGAUGACGAAGUAGAACAUAACUUCAAGAGCGUUUACGGAUGCCACGCUGUCAACGAUGUCCUGCGAUUCUACCAGGACACCGUCCUGCCAGCAGCGAUGAAUGACACGAAACACGAGCAGUUCAAAUCAUCCAUCGACAAUAUUGGACAGACAUUCAGAGGUCUAAUACGAGAAAUUCUCACUUGCAAAAACUACUUCUCAUGCAAGAAGCGAUUUGACAUCAAAGACAUUGUGACAUCUUACAAUGGGAUGGAAAAGAGAGGCAUGUACAAAGCUAUGGGAGAGCUUGAUGUGCUGUUCAACUACAUUGAAGAUUAUCUGGUGUCAAAGAGAAGGAAACCUUGAUGGCCAUCUCAAUUGAUGUUGAUGACCUGAAGUAACUUUGAAUGGCGGGAGUGUCUUGAAGGAUCUACCAACUGAGGCUAGGCUACUGUGAAGGAGUUGCCUACAUCUACACUUUCCUAUUCCCUGAGGACUCGUCUCAGACCCUCACCCUCAUGGAUCUACUCUUCUUUCCAAACCCCCCACACUAUGAGAUUUCCUUUCUCUGGACUUUUAUUGAAUGUGUUUGUUUAUUUAUUUAAGGGUGUUCUGUAUUGUAAGCCAACUAGUAUUGAACUUAUCAUGGCCGGGUUGUAUCAAUCCAUUACUUGAAAGUCUUUUUGUCACACUGUGACAUGCUAUU